AUGACGGCAAACGACCAAUGCCCGAAGAAAUCACGCCGUCUAUUCGUCUGGGACCGCUCGUCGAAAGUGCAAUUCCUUGUGGAUACCGGGGCAGACCUCUGCGUCUUCCCCCGACAACGACUCCGUGGCUCGCAUGCAAAGUCCUCUUACGAACUUUCAGCAGCCAACGGCACCCCGAUAGCAACAUACGGGUUUGUCACGCUUUCGCUCAACUUGGGACUAAGACGCGACUUCACUUGGAGGUUCGUCAUCGCAGACGUCUCCAAGCCAAUCCUCGGCGCAGAUUUUUUGGCUCACUACGGACUCUUGCCAGACCUGCAAAAUAGCCAGCUGAACGACUCGACCACUCUGCUUACCUUCAAAGGAAAGGUGACCGAGUGCGAAGAACCAAGCAUAAAAACGAUCAGCGGGUCAUCAAUGUUUCACGAUUUACUGCGAGAGUUCCCGGAGAUCACACGCCCAGAUGGCGCACCCCGGCAGGUAAAACAUAAUACUAAACAUUACAUUUUAACCACACCAGGGCCACCAGUCGCGCAAAAACCGCGACGGUUAGCUCCAGACAAACUUAGAGCAGCCCAAAAGGAGUUCAACAAGAUGGUUCAGAUGGGUAUCGCCCGUCCAGGAAAAGGAUCGUGGGCAUCGCCUCUUCACAUGGUUCCCAAGAAAGGGGACGACGAAUGGCGAGCCUGCGGCGAUUAUCGCGCAUUGAACGUGCGGACGUACGCAGACAAGUACGGAGUACGACAUAUCCAGGAUUUCUCUCAACAUCUGGCGGGUAAGAAAUUUUUUUCAAAUAAAUAA
Cotesia glomerata is the source of this 801-nucleotide messenger RNA. RefSeq lists its product as uncharacterized. Gene Ontology annotation, molecular function: aspartic-type endopeptidase activity. Gene Ontology annotation, biological process: proteolysis. The transcript has a single exon. Bases 1 to 801 code for a protein of 266 amino acids. NCBI's taxonomy places the organism in Eukaryota, Metazoa, Arthropoda, Insecta, Hymenoptera, Braconidae. The record is from RefSeq and is a predicted model, not a curated record.